UUGGUGCAGGUUUCCUCGGAGGGCAUGGCCCCCCAGCACAGCGCUGGCUCCAAAGUGGCUGCAGUGGGGCCCUACAUCCUGUCAUCCUCUGCUCCGAGCUCCCAGGGGCCUCCAGUGCCACCCCGCCAGGAGAUGCUGGUAAAGCCGGCGUACCCAGAUGGCACGGCCACUUUGCCCAUGCCUGACUCAUCCCUCAAGCCACCGCCCAGACCACCCAAACCCGCCUCCAGUUUGAGCACCUCAAAAAUAAAUAAAAUCUCUGACUGGGGCAGCUCGCUCUCUGAGUCCAGGGGAGGGAACGGGCAUGCCUCCACCCUCCCGCGCAUGUUCAGUCUCAGCUGCCGCAACUCAGGUGGUGAGACGGUCACGGAUCACAAGUGCCUCCCCGAGUCUGACGUCCCCCCGCCUGUCCCCUCACGAUCCAGUCGCAUCACUGGGAUCCCACCCAGGAAUAGUCAGGCCUCAGGCAAAGCUCUGUCUAAGAUGUCAGCCCCCCCUCCACUUCCUAGCAAGACUAACCCAUUCACCUCAUCUAGCCCACGAACCUUAUCUAAGCCCCCUUACAGUACCGGGACCUUCCCCGGUAAGGUGAAGGGAGUCGGAGGGAACCUCUGGCCUCCGGGAUUUCUCUCCAGCCACAGCAACACGCUCCCUCUGCCAAACAAACAGGACAGUCCCCCGGCAGCUGCUGUGCGACCCUACACCCCAGACCUGUCGGACCCUCCUCCCCCCGUGCUGCAGAAGCCUCAAACCCUAGCGGCUUCGUCGAUCUACUCCAUGUACACGCAGCAAGCCACUCCUGGAAAGGGCUACCAGCCGGGGGGCCAGGGCACACUGCCCCGCGGCCAGACCCGAGUGUAUGGAAAACCAAUCCUCCAAACCACCGGGGGCCAGCAGGCGGUCAGCUCAGACAACACCGGCUUGAACUCUGGGUUUUGUGGCUCGGAUGGCAGCGAGGCCGACAACGGUUUUCUGAACACAGGCGAGGGGGUUGUGGGAGACGCAACGGAACGGCUGACCCCUCGCCCACUGAGCCCGACCAAGCUCCUCCCGUUCCUGUCCAACCCUCACCGGAACCCCAGCGAUGUUGACCUGGAGGCCCUGCGCCGCAGACUCCAUCACGCUCCGCGACCCCUGAAGAAACGCAGCUCCAUCACCGAACCCGAAGGCCCCGGCGGACCCAACAUCCAGAAGCUGCUCUACCAAAAGACCACUCUGGCAGCCAUGGAAACAAUUCCCAUGGAGACCGUCGGUCCGGCAGGGAUCUUGAAGAUAGCCCAGCCCAGAGAUCUUGAAGAUAGACACGGUGACGCGGAGGAAGGCAGCGUCAGCAGUCUGAACCAACAGCCAGCUGAAAGUGCCGAACGGACCUUGAGUCCACCCCCACUGCCCCCGCGCUCGCCCAUCUCUGAGCCCAGAACCGGCUGCCCCUUACCCCCCACGCAGGAAAUCAAGGAAGAGGAAGAGAAACCUUCGUCCGUCUCAACUCACCAGGAGAAGUUUUUGGAGGAGUUCCCGCCAUACCCGCCCCCACCGUACCCAACCGCCGGGGAGGCAGAGCAGGGGGAUGAAAACCUCAACAUGCGUCCACCCGAGAUCACAGGGCAGGUCCCAGUGCCGCCCGGGAAGAGGUCCAUACUUCGUAAGGCAGGCUCAGAGCGGACUGACCGCACUAGGAGGGUCAAGUUCAACCCCCUGGCCCUGCUGCUGGAUUCAUCUCUGGAGGGCGAGUACGACCUCGUCCAGAGAGUCAUCUACGACGUGGAGGACCCCAGUAUGCCGAACGAUGAGGGCAUCACGGCGCUGCACAACGCCGUCUGCGCCGGUCACACCGAGAUCGUCAAGUUUCUGGUGCAGUUCGGGGUCAACGUCAACGCCGCAGACAGCGACGGCUGGACCCCCCUCCACUGCGCUGCCUCCUGCAACAACGUUCAGGUCUGUAAGUUCCUGGUGGAGUCGGGGGCAGCUGUGUUUGCCACCACGUACAGCGACAUGCAGACAGCUGCCGACAAAUGCGAGGAGCUGGAAGACGGCUACGCCCAGUGCUCUCAGUUCCUCUAUGGUGUGCAGGAGAAGAUGGGAGUGAUGAACCGUGGGGUGGUCUACGCCCUGUGGGACUACCAGCCUCAGAGUGACGACGAGCUGGGCUUCACCGAGGGCGACUGCAUGACAGUCCUGAGAAGGGAGGAUGAGGUGGAGAAGGAGUGGUGGUGGGCACGAUGUGGGGAUUACGAGGGAUACAUCCCCCGCAACCUGCUGGGAGUAAGUUGA
This is a messenger RNA of Menidia menidia (Atlantic silverside), 2271 nucleotides long. The record is from the annotation of a GenBank genome assembly. Lineage: Eukaryota; Metazoa; Chordata; Actinopteri; Atheriniformes; Atherinopsidae.